This is a messenger RNA of Notothenia coriiceps (black rockcod), 712 nucleotides long. RefSeq names its product PDZK1 interacting protein 1 (gene pdzk1ip1). Bases 359 to 712 code for a protein of 117 amino acids. The record is from RefSeq and is a predicted model, not a curated record. The transcript has 3 exons. NCBI's taxonomy places the organism in Eukaryota, Metazoa, Chordata, Actinopteri, Perciformes, Nototheniidae.
AAUACAUAACACAAAUAUAUCUAUAGUUCGUAAAUUAUUUCAUAUAUAAUAUAAUAUCACUUUGUAACAGUAGACAGUUAGCAUCCUGUUUAUCUUAGUCAUAAGUUAUAACUAAGAUAAACAGGAUGCUUGUAACAUGGAAGAUAAAAUAACAUAUUUUUAAGGUUUAUGGAAUCCUUAGACUCUUAGGGGCUAAAAAAGGUAACAUCUAAGGGUGCUAGCAACAACAGCAAUGCAACCAUUUAAGCCUAAAUAUGAGUGUUUUUUAAAUGAAGUAGAUACAGCAGGACUCUGUCUGGAAACGGUCAGUGACUUCAGCUGCCGUCCCCUGUGAAGACGGAAGCUACAAAGUGAUCAGAUGGAAGGGGUCAGAGCCAAAGGACCAGCCAUGGGGAAAGUGUGUGCGGCGGUUUGCUGUCUGCUGCUGAGCGUGGCAGCGGUGGCGGCCCAGACAGCUCAGAGUGAUCGAGCGCUGCCUCAGUGGCUCACCGGCAUCAUGGCCCUCUGCGGCUUCCUCUUCCUGUCCUUCGUCGGGUUCCUGGUGAAGAAGGCCUGGUGUGAGGAGCCCAGGUCAGAGGAGAGCUACAGAAGCCUGCAUCAUUUAAAAAAAAAAGUUUUGUGUGAGGGGCACACUCAAUGGGGGACAAAGGAGAACAAGACAAUGUCCAAGAGUACAGCACUUUUAGUUCAGUAUAAGAGAAGAAUAGAAUAG